CGUAGUAUGAUAUCGCCAGACAUUCCGGACAUCCCGAAUACUGCACCCGCGAGCCCGGCUUCUGACCGCACCGUGCGCCCAGGCAGUGCCAUGUCUCGCCGCUCUGGCUUUGAGCAACCGGUACAGCGCGCACCAUCAGCGUACGGCGGAGAAUACGGCGUCGCCGCUCGAGCUCCAAGUAGAGCGGCAAGUGUCAGAGAUGCUGUAUAUGCCCAACCAGUUUACGAUCGAGCUCCAAGUCGCGCAGGGAGCAUUGCCGCCAGUGCAAGAAGCGCUGCCUAUGCCGCGCCGGACCCGGUUUAUGAGCCGCCUCAACCACUUUAUGAGCGCUCUGCGAGCCGAGCAGCCAGCGUUCGUGCCCCCAGCGUUCGAGAGGCUGCCUAUGUGUCGCCGACCGCUGUAGACAUCUCGUCCAUGGUAGCAUAUAACCGUCCAGCAAGUCGCGCGGGGACGAGCCGUGGAGUGGAAGCCCAGGACUUCGCACGACCGGCCAGCCGAGCAACAAGCAUUGCCCCUGGUCGUGAUUAUGGUGACAAUGCCUACCGGGCUCCCAGCCGAGCUGGCAUUGUUGCUCCCCCAGUGCAAGAUGGGACAUAUGGGGCGCCGUUUAGAGCACCUAGUCGUGCUGGCAGCGUCGCGCCUUCUGGCCGGAACGAGUUCGGCGGUGGGUAUGCUGACGCGACCGCCGUACCCCUGCCGGUAUCAGUUGCGCCGUCCAUUGCGCCGCUUCCGCCAGACACUGGCUAUGGGUCCACAUCCGCAGCUGCAGGCUAUCCAUUCCCACCUUCAGAUAACCGUACGGAGUAUGCCCGAACACCGGGUCGUCCAUAUGACAAUCUGCCUAACCCAUAUUCGCCGACUCGUGAUAUGCCGGUGCGACCGCCUUCUCGUGCUGUCUCGGUCGCUGCCAGCAUGGUUGCAAGCCCGACUCCCCCCACACGGCCUAUGGCGCCUCUUUAUGGCUCUGGUCUUCCACCACCUGGUAGACCUGUCAGCAGGGCACAGAGCGUGCGCGCUCCCGGCACGAAUAGGAGCUAUUAUUCACCGCUGCCCGAAAGUGCCUGGGGUAGCUCCGUCGACUCAACAACACAAGCACGGCCGCUCAGUAGGGCUCAGAGUAUGCGGCCGCCAGGAUCGAGCAGAAGCAAUUAUCCCCCGCUGCCUGAAUCGGUAGGCGGGACAAACUGGGGCAGCCCUACGGAAACUGUCCAGGGGCGUCACGCUAACGGUGAAUCGAGUUUUGGGGCAUUUGUCCCUCCUGGAAUGGCUGCUAGGAGUCCCUAUUAUGACGCGGCGCCCGAGGAUAACGAGUUCGGUGGUGUACAUCGCAGCCGAUCAAAGAUGUCCAUGAGAUCACAACGUUCGGCUUUCCGGGACCCUAAUCCUGCUAGCAACGAAGUUGACAUGGCCUUCCUUGCCAACGGUCGUCACGAAUCCGUCCUUGCUGAUCAAGUGCAUUCCCGGCCUGUAUCGAGGGCAUCCAGUCUGAGAUCGGCGAUGAAGAAAACCCCUCACUUCGGAGCGAGGAAUAUCGAAAUUGAGAAUGAAGUUGAUCCGGAUAGUUAUCGCUGAGUUGGGCAGACCGUAAGCAAGUCUGCUGUAUAUG
This is a messenger RNA of Dacryopinax primogenitus, 1606 nucleotides long. RefSeq lists its product as uncharacterized. NCBI's taxonomy places the organism in Eukaryota, Fungi, Basidiomycota, Dacrymycetes, Dacrymycetales, Dacrymycetaceae. The transcript has a single exon. The coding region runs from base 7 to 1572 and encodes 521 amino acids. The record is from RefSeq and is a predicted model, not a curated record.